Clupea harengus (Atlantic herring) is the source of this 1514-nucleotide messenger RNA. Lineage: Eukaryota; Metazoa; Chordata; Actinopteri; Clupeiformes; Clupeidae. The record is from RefSeq and is a predicted model, not a curated record.
GACCCGGAAGAACUUUUCCCUCGUAAGAAACAUUUCAAAGUAGUCUUAACGUUACGCAGUUUCUUACACUCGUCUCUUCUGUGUAGCUAAAAAGUAGUGCAUAAUGAAGCGAAACCUAUUUACAUUUUUGUGCAUAACCAGAAGUACAUUGUAAAUAUUCGCUGGCAAAAUGUAGCGAGGUAUCUGCCGUUUUUGCUAUUGGGCUAUUGGAGCAGAUAUCUGGAUGUCUGGCCGCAUGUCUUCAUUCAAACACAGCCUGCAUGAUGAACAGGCGGCUUGUGCAUGAUCGGCUGUGACAGGAAUGUAUAGUAGUUACCCUCCUCAGAAGUGUCACGAACGUUCUGGCACCUAGAAGUGUCAAGUUAAGAUAGCUGAGUAGCUAUCGAACCUGGACCGUUAGGGCAAUGGGUGCCCUGCGUUUGUUUACCAGCAUCAUGGGGAGGAUCAGCACUUUUAGAUCUUACCAAAUCGUCCUCCUGCUCGCCGCUGCCUUGGCAGUUGUUGCAUUCUAUUAUUUCGGAUCAGAGAGACAGAAUUUCUCCAGCACCACCAAGCGCAUCAAACAGACCCAGGCAAGCCACAACUCCAAUCGCAACGAUGCUGACCUGUCACUGGACACCAGGUUGUUGCAUGAAGAGGAAAAAGUGGGGGCAGCUGGGGAAGGAGAGGAAGGUCGGCCUAGGAGGACGCAUAGCCAGACUGAGGGGAUGCAGCGUUACCAUGCCCUGAUGAUGUUUACUAAGGUGGACAAGAGCAGGGGCCUUCAGGCCAAGUUCCAGGUGGCGAUGCUUUCGAUGGCCAAACAUGGGCGUUUUCUGGAAGAGGAGGUAUUAGUGCUCCACUUUGUGAGUGACGAGGCGAGUCGGGAACUAGGCAAGCAAUUGCUGCCUGAGCUGCUGCUGGAUGCUUCUUUUAAGUAUGAGGUGGUGUUCCAUGAUGUGGCAGUCCUGACGGAGAAGCUCUUCCCCAUCGUGGAGGCGAUGCAGAAGCACUUCAGUGCAGGCUCUGGGGCCUACUACAGCGACUCCAUCUUCUUCCUGUCGGUGGCCAUGCAUCGGAUCAUGCCAGCAGAUAUGAAGCGUAUUGUGCAGCUGGAUUUGGACCUGAAGUAUCGGUGCAACAUCAGAGACCUCUUCCAGGAGUUCAACCAGUUCCAACCAGAAGCUGUUAUUGGAAUUGCACGGGAAAUGCAGCCUGUGUACAGGUAAACACAAGACAGACACAGACUCAGUUACACCAGCAGGCAGACAUUUAGGAUGAAGUAUGGUUGAAUGAUUAUGACAGAAAGUACUUCAAAAUGUACUUUGAAUCCAGGUGUAGAUUAUACUUUGGGUAUAGUUUGGAUGCCACACAGUGUUUAAAUAAAAAAAUAUCUAAAGACACAGUGUUCACAAAAAUGGCAAAGAAAAGGCAGAGAAAAUCCGACUUUGAAAGUCCUUAAAGUGACUGCUGCCUGCUGUCAUUUCUGAUUUGUUUUUCUGUACCCAACCAAUGCACACACACACACACACACA